GAAUAUAUAUACCUAAAAACUCACUCUAAAUUCUAUACUAUCAAACUUUCCUCCCCGUUAUCUCUCUCUACAUCUACCAUUUUUUCCACUUUGUUAAACAAACAGACCUAAAUUGAUUUAGGAGUUUUUCUUCUUCUUUUGUUUUAUGAAAUGACAGACUAUAGAUUACCAACGAUGAAUAAUAAUAUAUGGAGCAGUACUACACCAACUCCCCGGACUUCAGUUUCUCCGGCGUUGGUGUCGGUGACGGGGACUACCGGAGACCCAUUAAAGUCGAUGGCGUUUUUCAGCGUCGAGUCGCUGCAACAACGACUCCAGACAUUAAUCGAUGGGGCUCGCGAAGCGUGGACGUAUGGCAUAUUCUGGCAAUCGGACGUCGUGGAUUUUGCGAGCCCCUUGGUGUUGAGGUGGGGUAAUGGGUAUUAUAACGGGGAAGAAGACAAGAAUGAGUGUAAAACGACGUCGUUUUCGCGGUAUUUUAUCGCGGAGCAAGAACACCGGAAGAAAGUUCUCCGGGAGGUGAAUUCUUUAAUUUCCGGCACACAAAAUGGUGGUGAAAAUGACGUUGUGGAUGAAGUAGUAACAGAUACUGAAUGGUUUUUUCUGAUUUCAAUGUCCGAGUCCUUUGUUAACGGUAGCGGGCUUCCGGGCCUGGCAAUGCAUAAUUCAAGCCCGAUUUGGGUUACUGGAACAGAGAGAUUAUCUGCUUCUAACUGCGAACGGGCCCGACAGGCCCAACGAUACGGGCUUCAGACUAUGUUUUGUAUUCCUUCAGCUAAUGGUGUUGUUGAGCUCGGGUCAACUGAGUUGAUAUCCCAGAGCUCAGAUUUGAUGGACAAGGUUAAAGUCUUGUUUAACUUUAACACUGAUAUGAGCUCGCCUACGGGCUUAGUAUCGGGCUCACGUGUUGUUGAGUCUGAGCCCGAUUUGUCGGCCCUUAGGCUUACGGAUCCGUAAGGGGUGUUAUUACUUGCAUUCCUAGUAUUACUUCCAUCAAAUAUUCCUAGUUAUUUCUUUUA
This is a messenger RNA of Nicotiana attenuata, 1019 nucleotides long. RefSeq names its product transcription factor MYC2-like. The record is from RefSeq and is a predicted model, not a curated record. Bases 151 to 957 code for a protein of 268 amino acids. Gene Ontology annotation, molecular function: DNA-binding transcription factor activity; transcription cis-regulatory region binding. The transcript has a single exon. NCBI's taxonomy places the organism in Eukaryota, Viridiplantae, Streptophyta, Magnoliopsida, Solanales, Solanaceae. Gene Ontology annotation, cellular component: nucleus. Gene Ontology annotation, biological process: regulation of DNA-templated transcription.